Messenger RNA from Empidonax traillii (willow flycatcher), 1853 nucleotides. It is a transcript of the gene PLBD1, whose product is annotated as phospholipase B domain containing 1. NCBI's taxonomy places the organism in Eukaryota, Metazoa, Chordata, Aves, Passeriformes, Tyrannidae. Gene Ontology annotation, cellular component: extracellular region. The record is from RefSeq and is a predicted model, not a curated record. The transcript has 11 exons. Gene Ontology annotation, biological process: phospholipid catabolic process. Bases 118 to 1752 code for a protein of 544 amino acids. Gene Ontology annotation, molecular function: glycerophospholipase activity.
ACGGGACACCGCGGCCGGGGCGGGCGCCGGAGGAGGCGGGGGCAGCGCCGAGACCUGCCCUGAACGAGAGAACUUCUUAAAGUCCCGCCGCCUCCCGGCGCUCGCAGGAGCGGCAGGAUGGCCCGGCCGGGCGGCGGCGUGUGCCGCUACUGCUGGGGGCUCGUCCUGCUGUGGGUGGCAGCGGGCGGCCGCGCAGAAAUCCGCUAUGCAACUGUGUACUGGAAUAAAGCUGAAAAAACACUUCAGGUCAGGAAUACACUGGACAGGAGUGGAGACGCUUAUGGUUUCUACAACAACAGUUUACAGACAACAGGUUGGGGAGUCCUGGAGAUCAGAGCAGGCUAUGGCAGCCAGACCUUAAGCAAUGAAGAUAUCAUGUAUGCUGCUGGCUUCUUGGAAGGCUAUCUCACAGCUCCGCAGAUGUAUGACCAUGCUGCAAAUAUGUACCCACAGUUAAUUAAGAAUCCCACCGUCCGAACUGGAGUUCAGAAUUUUAUGGCGAAGCAAGAUCAAUGGACAAGACAGCAAAUCAGAAAUAAAAAGGAUGACCCAUUUUGGAGGCAUGCUGGCUAUAUUACUGCACAGUUGGAUGGUCUGUACAUGGGAGCCUUCGAGUGGGCUAAACUUCACAGACAAACACCACUGAGCAACUUUGAUGUCCAGUUUCUGAAUGCUGUUGGAGACCUGUUGGACCUCAUUCCUGCAUUAUUUGAUUAUUCUGCACGGGGUGGACAAUGCAAUGUGGAGCCAGGAGGCCAUGGGAGAUACCAGUGGGAUAUGGGACACUGCUCUGCCCUGAUCAAGGUUCUACCUGGGUAUGAGAAUAUCUAUUUUGCCCAUUCCAGCUGGUUUACGUAUGCGGCCACACUGAGAAUAUAUAAGCAUUGGAACUUCAAUAUAGUUGAUCCAUACACUAGCAGCAGCCGUGUCUCAUUCAGCAGUUACCCAGGCUUUUUGGAGUCCCUGGAUGACUUUUACAUACUAGGCAGUGGCUUGGUAAUGUUGCAGACUACCAACAGUGUGUACAACCAAACCCUCAUUAAGCAAGUGGUGCCUGAAUCCCUGUUGGCUUGGCAGAGAGUCCGCAUUGCGAACAUGAUGGCAAAUGAUGGCAAAACUUGGGCAGAAACCUUCUCCAGGUGCAACUCUGGGACCUACAACAAUCAGUACAUGGUGCUAGACCUGAAGAAGGUGAAGCUGCAGAGGAGCCUUGAUGAUGGUGCAUUGUACAUUGUUGAGCAGAUCCCAACCCUUGUGGAGUAUUCUGAUCAAACGAAUGUUCUCCGGAAAGGUUACUGGCCUUCAUACAAUAUCCCUUUCCAUGAAAAGAUUUACAAUCUCAGUGGAUAUGCAUCAUACGUUGUCAAGUACGGCAUGGAUUUCUCCUAUGAGCUCGCUCCGAGAGCAAAAAUCUUCCGUCGCGACCAGGGCAAGGUGACUGACCUGGAAAGCAUGAAGUACAUCAUGAGAUACAACAACUACCAGCGUGAUCCUUAUGCUGAACACAAUCCUUGCAACACCAUUUGCUGCCGGGAAGACUUGAAUCCUUCUUUACCAGUGCCUGCAGGCUGCUAUGACUCCAAGGUGUCAGAUUUCCGCCUGGCAUCAGCGUUCACAGCCUCUGCCAUCAACGGCCCUCCAGUGCAGGGAGGGCUCCCCGUCUUCACCUGGAGACGGUUUAACCGCACGCGGCACCAGGGCCUGCCAGAAUCGUACAACUUUGAUUUUGUCACCAUGAGGCCGAUCCUGUAAAACCAGCAUCAGUAGCCUCAAAUGGAUUUUUUUUUUUUUAAUGAAGAUUUUAUUUCUUGUGUGUAAUAAAUCGACCUGGAUGUCCACAUCCCUGUGCCUUA